Molecule: messenger RNA, 1794 nt
Organism: Phragmites australis (common reed)
Lineage: Eukaryota; Viridiplantae; Streptophyta; Magnoliopsida; Poales; Poaceae
Exons: 7
Coding region: 89-1267 (392 amino acids)
Cellular component (GO): endoplasmic reticulum
Molecular function (GO): calcium ion binding
Source: RefSeq, a predicted model, not a curated record
AGUGCAAGUUAAACGGGUCCAAAUCUCCGACCCGCAAACUCACCUCUCGCUCGCCCCCCUGGCCUCAUCUCCCGCUCCCUCGCCGGCGAUGACGCCGCCGCUGCCGGCGGCCUCGGCGGGGCGGAAGUCUCCGGCUGCCGUACUACUCCUCUACAUAACUUUCGCGUUCCUCCUCCUGCUCCUCCUCGCCUCGUAUUCCCCCCGCCUCCAGCCCCAGGGUCACAGCCUCCAUCGCCGCCUCAAGCUCCACCCAAAGAGCUCCCCAUCCGCCUCCACCUCCUCCGGUGCUGCCUCCGGUGGGAACGGGGGGCAGCACCAGCACCACAAUGCCUUCGACCCGGCCAUCGCCGAGCUGGAGCACCGUCUGGAGGACAAGGAGUGGGAGCGGGAGCACUACCGCCUCCUCCACGAAGGCGACGGCGACGGCGAGGCGGACGACCACAUGAAGGAGUGGGAGGAGUUCCUCAAGGAGGAGGAGGACUUCAUCAACGACGACGAGCGCUUCAACCUUGCCGACCGCAUCCGCGGGCUCUUCCCCAAGAUCGACAUCGCCCCGCAGGACGGAUUCGUCUCCCUCGACGAGCUCACCAGGUGGAACCUCGAGCAGGCCAGGGCCGACCAGCUCCACCGCUCUGCCAGGGAGAUGGAGCUCUACGACAAGAACGGCGAAGGGAUCGUCUCCUUCGGCGUCUUCAAGGCGCUGCACCAAGAGUCACAUGGAGAUGGUAAUUCGCUGGGGUUCUCGUGGUGGAAGGAGGAGCACUUCAAUGCUUCAGACGCAAACAGCGAUGGUUUCCUCGAUAAAGCUGAGUUUAAUGAUUUCCUUAAUCCAAGCGAUUCAGAGAAUCCCAAAAUAAUCAAUUUGCUCUGCAGACAAGAAAUAAGGCAGAGGGAUAAAGAUGGUGAUGGAAAGCUAAACUUUGAAGAAUACUUUCAUGGACUACAUGACCAUAUACAUGGUUAUGAUGACGAGAAUGCAGAUAUUUCUCAUAUUGGGAACAUAACAGUUGCAAAGGAGAGGUUUUCCAAACUUGACAAAGAUAACGAUGGGUUUAUUUCAGAGCAUGAACUGGAACCAGUUCUUGAUAAGCUCUAUCUUUCGGAACGCUAUUAUUCUAGACAGCAAGCCACCCAUGCUAUUUCAGAGGCAGACAAAGAUCAUGAUGGGAGGCUAACUUUGGAAGAGAUGAUAGAGCACCCCUACGCAUUCUAUGGUAGUGUUUACCUUAGUGAUGACGAAGAAUACUUCCAUGACGAGUUCCGCUGAGACAUCUGCAGGUGACUCAUCUUUCGUCGGUAUAACCCUGAGCAUGAAAAGAAAACAACAGAUACACACCAUGGUACAUGCAACGGUUCGAUAGCUUUGCUGAAUUCUGGAAAGCGCUACUAAUAUAAUGUUGGGCUUAAGAGUUAGUCAUAGUUGCUUGGUUCUUUGAAUUCUUUCUGUGAAAUGAAAUGACAGCUUGCUAGUACACUUGUUUAGAUUUAGCUGACGCUGUCUCCAUCUUGUAAGACGUGUGUAGUCUAGGAGAACAAUGAGUGGAAUGUCAUCUCGGUGACGAUAGAGUCCAGAGCUGACAUGUAUCGUGUUGUUUGGUGUCUGUGAAUUACUGAAUUAAAUUAUUUGUGGCAAAAGGUCCCAAUGACAGAAUUCAGUAGCGAGGUGCAGAUGCAUGCAUGGAACGAGAAUUUCCUCGCUGCAUGAGUGCGCCAUGGACGGGAGAUUGGUCGAAUUAUUGGGGCCUCCGGUCACUAUAUUCGAAACAUCAAUUAAGCUCUGUUAUCUUUGUGUCU